UUGAAGUGACACUUUCUGGUUGUUCUCGAUCACGUGACAAACGUGUUCUCCAAUCGGCUUUUGAGGAACCGCCUGCUCAUUAUUUCAAACAUUUUGCAAUGUGUCUCGCGGAGACAGUUGCACGGAAAAAAGUUGUAAAGUGGCAAAAAACGACAGAUUAAAAAAAGAUAAGCGUUUGUUUAUAUAAUUAUAUAAGAAUGAGUUUUCUGGAAUCUCGCAUAGUCACUCCGGGUCCAUACAGGGCUACUAAAUUGUGGAAUGAAGUUACAAAGCUGUUCAGGGCUGGGAUGCCUCUAAAAAAACACAGACAGCACUUCCGAGUUUAUGUCUGCUGUUUUACUGCAGCGUCAGCUGUGGACUGGUUACAUGAACUGCUAAAAAGCAACAGUAAUUUUGGUCCAGAAGUUACCAGACAACAAACAGUGCAGCUGCUGAGAAAGUUCCUGAAGAACCAUGUGAUUGAAGAUGUGAAGGGGAGAUGGGGCUCAGAAACCCUGGAGGAUAAUAGCCAGCUCUAUAGGUUUCCUCCAACAUCACCCUUGAAGGCAAUUCCAAAUCGCCCCCUGCUUGCAAGAAAAAAAAGUGUAAAUGGUUUAAUAAAGGAUAAAGAUGGCUUUUUUAAAUUCCCUCACCUGAAGAGAAGAAGCUCAAAGAAGUACGAGGACCAGGAACUCCGGGAAAAUACAGAGCCAGUAAGUAAAGCAGAGCCAAUGGAAGUCGCUGAAAAGGUGCCACAAGUGCACAGAAGAGAAAUUACACAGGAGGAUAUAGAUGAUGUUUGGAGAAAUAUUACUCUAACACAUUUGCAGAAAACUUUGGGUCUGACCUCACUGGAAGAGGUCCUAGACCCAGCACAAGUUAACCCUCAUCACAUUGUGUACAACAUGACUAACAUCAACAAGCAUGGUGUUGUCACGUUACAGGACAAAUCGGGGGACCUCCCUCACUGGGUAUUAUCUGCUAUGAAGUGUUUGGCAAACUGGCCAAAGUACGAUACAAGCCAGCCAUCUUAUCCUGGCUUUGAAAGGGAUGUUUUCAAAACAGUUUCAGAUUAUUUUCUGAAUCUUCCUCAACCGCUGCUUGCAUUUGAAUUCUAUGAACUUUUUGUGAAUAUCUUGGUUUUGUGCGGUUACAUCAUGGCCCCAAAAACAAGACAAGGAAAACGUAAAAACAAAGAUGAACCUUGCAGUCCUCGGCCAUCAAAAACGCAGAACUUAAGCAAUGUUAUCACCUUCAAAUCAACUGAAUGUUUAUUACUGAGUUUAGUCUGUAAAGGUGCUUUAGAGGAUAAUCAAUCCCCACAGCACGAUGAAGUGUUUUCUGAUGAGACUGGAACAAGGGAACAGAUGCUGCAGAAAGGCUGUGCAAGGAGAAUACAGCAGAACAAUCCAGCUAGCAGAAGAGCCAGUGACGCAAUGGGAGGUAGCUGUCAAAAUCUCUCCUCCUUUCCCAUGCCAGCUAGAUUUAGGAAAAGGUGCUAUUCUCUGGAAGGCAUCAUGGAUGUUUCAGUUGAAGGUCCUUCCAGAGACAAUUCACAGUGUCUCCUAUUCCAGUCUGAAGACAAUUUGGCCAGCACGAAAUCUAACUCUUAUUCUAUGAUUGACAGUUCUUCUGAUGCUGUCUCCACUUUGUCCUCUGUUUCUUCAUGUACUAGUGACGGAUGCCAAAAAGAUGAUUUACCAUACAGAGGGCAAUCAGCCACUCCUUGCAUGCUGUCUCGGGGAUUUCAAGCUGUAACACGACCACUAAUAAGCAGAUCAGCCAGCAUUGGCAAUUCUCUCGAUAUUGGCCAACUUCAUGAGAGAACCGGUAGUUGCUUUAGCAUAAAUGUUCCUGUAGCAGAAAUAACCAUGAAACCAGAUUUUUCUUCCAACAUUGAACUGAGGAGACCCAGUUUAGCUGCCUCCAGGAAAGAUGGCUGUAUGAGCUCUAAAUAUGCAGCUAUGAACAGACGAUGUCUAAGCACCUUGGAACUUUCUAGAAACUCUUCUACCACUGCAUCGUCCUUGUCCACUUUUGCACGAAGUGUCAAUGCUGAUGAAAGUCUUUUGCAGCCUCAUUUGGAAAGGGUUGCAAUUGAAGCACUGCAACUAUGCACCCUUUUACUACCUCCAGCCAACCGGCGUAAACUCCAGCUGCUGAUGCGGAUGAUAUCUCGAAUGAGUCAGAAUGUAGAUAUGCCACGGCUUCAUGAUGCUAUUGGAACACGAACUUUGAUGGUGCAGACAUUCUCCCGUUGUGUAUUAUGCUGUGAAGAGGAAGUUGAUCUUGAUGAGCUCUUGGCAACAAGGUUGGUUUCCUUCUUAAUGGACCACCACCAGGAGAUUCUUCAAGUACCUGUUUACCUGCAGAAUGCGGUUCAGGACCAUAUCAACUACCUCAAGAAAGUUCAGAUUACAUAUCCAGAGACAGGUGUGAGUGCCACCUUGCCAAUGUACUCCUUCUGCAGACAGAUAAGCACUCAGGAAUUUGAGCAACAGAAGUUAUCUGCCUCCCAAGCUGCCAUAGCUGAUCUGCUGGAAAGCCUCCUCAAAGAUAAAAAUCUCUCUAUUAAGGACAAAAAGAAGAAGCUUAAGCAGUUUCAGAAAGAAUAUCCGGAAAUCUACCACAAUCGUUUCCCGACCACAGAAAGAGAAGCCCAACUUUUUGUUGACAAACCAAAAAUCAAGCCUCCAAUGCUGAUAGCUAUGAAGAAGCCCAAAAUACUUGGCAUGCGAAACUGAAGGUGGACUGUUUAAAAGAAAAAUCUACUCCUGAGGAAUAGACCCCUUUACAGCUGAAUAAAAUUGAUAUUGUGAUGAACUGUACUGUACAAUGGAAAUCCUAGAACAGGUGCAGAUUACUUGAGGAUCAAGACUAGAGGCAGUGCUUUCCAUAUUUAAUCUAAAUUAUAAUAUUUUAGAAGUGUUUUGUUGAGUUUUUUUAUUUUAUUUAUUUAAUGUAUUUGUCUUUUAAAGCAAAGGCGUGCUUGCUUUGUAGAUCUUGUCUAGUAGAAAAUAUGAUGGACUAUAUUGACCAUUGCAGUUAGUCUGAAGGGAGUAAAGCCCCCUAAGCGCAUUAACCAACCAACCAACCAACAAAUUAAUAGCCGAAAGUUAAAUGAUUUCUCUUUCUUAUGUAUUGAAUUUGCACUUUUUAUCUGUUUUAUACUUGGUUAAAUUUAAAAUGUUCUGAUGUGUUUUUUUUUUUUUUUUUUUUCCCCCCACCAUUACUUAAUGCCUGGGGUGUCUAUUUCUAAACUUUAUGAUGUGUAUUCACAUGGAAGCAAUCAUUUUAUAAAUGGUAGUGGACUCCUCAGGUAACCCUCAUUUCUAUUCAGCCCCUCAUUUUGUUAUCCAAACCCUCUGAACCCUCUGAACCUGUUAUAAUGCGGUUGUCAGGGUCCGUAAUUAGGAGACAGUGUUAUUUGUGUUUCACCUUAUAACGAAUAUUGACAUUUUUGCUCCUGAAAUGAUUUACAAUGGCCAAAUCAAUAUUUUGUUGUACCGUGGAAAAUGAAGGAAGGAGAUGCACACAAUUUGCACGGUUUAUUGGGACGAUUAUUCACAGCCUGUUAGCCUGGGCCACACCAAAAACAACAAACAGUCUUUCACUCGCACAGUAGCACAUUCACACAGCAGCUUGUCUCACUUUUAAUGCAGCGCAUUUUUUUCUUCGAGCAGCACUCUUGGAGUCAAUCUUACCAAGAAAACCUUUUAGCCAUCCACGCAAUGUAGAUUCUGCAAUAUUUAUGUCUUUUGAAACUGCUGCUUUAAGUUUCACCUUUUCUUACUCUGUCCACUGCAUCGAGUUUCAUUUUAACAGAGAAAGAUUUUCGUUUUUUGCUGUCUGCUGUGCUUCAUACUGUAUAUCUAGAACGUUCACCCAACGUUUGCGAGUCAAAUUGCAGUAUGGGGGAAAUGGGAGCCACAACCUUACUGCGUUAUAACCGAUUCUAUUGCCUGUAUUUGUACAUAAAAUGUUAAAUCAUUAAUUUAAAGUAUCGCAGACAUACUUGUUUACAGUUUUCUUUACCCUGCUUGUCACUGUUUGUCUUUACAGCCACAACUGUACAAAAAAAGGAUCUGAACAAUUGGAUAAAAAUGAAAUAUAUAUUUUGAUAAA
Molecule: messenger RNA, 4104 nt
Organism: Acipenser ruthenus (sterlet)
Lineage: Eukaryota; Metazoa; Chordata; Actinopteri; Acipenseriformes; Acipenseridae
Product: DEP domain-containing protein 1A-like
Exons: 12
Coding region: 198-2723 (841 amino acids)
Biological process (GO): intracellular signal transduction
Source: RefSeq, a predicted model, not a curated record